GCUCAUCAUGAUCCCAAGAGCUUCAGUUGGCCGCACACUUACACCACCACUAUCGCAACUCACCGCAAUCGUAAAACCUUCAUCCCAAACUGACCAUGCCGGGCGAAGUACAGAUCAAGAAAGGCUCGGAGAUCAAUGCCGCAAGCGGGGCGCAAACCGAGGGAAUGAUUAGAAUGAACGCUAUCACGGACAUGUCUAAUCAGAUUUGCGGCACUGUCAUGGUCGCGAAGCCGCAUACCGCGUCCGCUGUCCACCACCAUGGGGAAGAGGACACAAUCGUCUACGCUGCAAGCGGCCACGGCGCCAUCGUCUGGGGACCAGACGGCUCGAAGAGACAAGAACUGUCGCCCGGCGACUUCGCGCUUAUACCCGCGUAUGCUGAACAUCAAGAAGUUAAUGAUAGCGACGACGAAGUCAAGUGGAUAAUCACCCGCGGUGGAAGGAACCCCAUAGUCCAUAACCUCCAGGGUUGGGGAAAGAGCUAGGAGAUUACUCUAUUUUCGCAUAGAGAAUCCAGAGGCCUAUCUAUCAUUGCGUCUCAAGUUGAAAACCUCAGCUUUCCCGUGGGUGAUCAUUUGGAGAAGUCCUGCGCCGCUUGUCUUCUGAUCAGGAUCAUGUGCGACACCGUACGGCAAUCCGGCGCAUUCAGCGGCUCAUCUGAACGCAUAUACUCCGAAAAGAGCGCGCAAAUGAAUCUGUUGCGGCAAUUCGAAUGCGAGCAUUUGAAA
This is a messenger RNA of Trematosphaeria pertusa, 728 nucleotides long. RefSeq lists its product as uncharacterized. The record is from RefSeq and is a predicted model, not a curated record. The transcript has 3 exons. Bases 96 to 485 code for a protein of 129 amino acids. Lineage: Eukaryota; Fungi; Ascomycota; Dothideomycetes; Pleosporales; Trematosphaeriaceae.